AUGGUCCUCAAAGAAGCAGUCAAGACCGACAAGGCUCCCCUCCCCUUACCCUUCUUCUCGCAAGCCAUCAAGUGCCAAGGAAUGGUUUACUGCUCCGGCUCUAUUGGCACGGAUCCAGUAACCAUGAAGCUCGUCGAAGGAGGUGUUGCAGAUCGCACUGAACAAGCACUCAAGAACCUCAGCGCGGUCCUCGAGGCAGCUGGCUCGUCCAUCGACAACGCGGUUAAAGUGAAUGUCUUCCUGACUAACAUGGAGAACUUUGCUGCUAUGAAUAAAGUCUAUGAUGGGUUCUUUUCCAAGGAGCCGAAGCCGGUUCGGACUUGUGUUGCGGUGCAUCAGUUACCGUUGGGUACUGGUGAGUCUUCCUACUAUGGUUGUACGAUGAUGCAUGGCUGA
Messenger RNA from Lachnellula hyalina, 396 nucleotides. RefSeq names its product RutC family protein. Gene Ontology annotation, cellular component: mitochondrion; cytosol. Lineage: Eukaryota; Fungi; Ascomycota; Leotiomycetes; Helotiales; Lachnaceae. Gene Ontology annotation, molecular function: deaminase activity. The record is from RefSeq and is a predicted model, not a curated record. The coding region runs from base 1 to 396 and encodes 131 amino acids. The transcript has 2 exons.